CGGGUUUAUAUGAACUGCAACCUGCGUUUUAUUUUCUACUACUUCGCGAUCACUCCCUCCUACCUAAACUCCUCGCAGAAAUAGAACGUAGUAAUGGAGAAAGGAGGGAAAGGGUUUUCUCUACCCACCAAGACAGCACGAAAAUCUUCUCUCAAAUCCACCACCGCAAAACAAGCUUCCUUGAAAGGGAAGGAUGAUAGCUCAGCAAAGUCAAAGAGGGCAAUGAAAGUUCAGUUUGAUAUUGAAGGUUCACUUGGUGGGAAGUUUGAAACUCUACCACCCAAAGGAGAUUCAAGCAAAUGGGGAAAAGGAGACAAGACUGCUAAAGGUGGGAAGGGUUCAGUUUCUAAACCACCACCACCACUGGAGCUCAAAAUUGAGCAAGAACUCCCAGAAAAUGUCAAAUGCAUGAUGGACUGUGAGGCUGCAGAUAUUUUACAAGGAAUCCAAGAUCAGAUGACCAUAUUAUCCAAAGAUCCAGAAUUUAAACUCCCCCCAUCAUUUGACAGGGGGCUGCUGUAUGCCAAAAGGGUUGACCAUUAUACAAGUCCCCCGUCUGUUAGACAAGUUCUUCAGACUCUCAAGAAAUAUGGUGUCUCUGAUGGCGAGAUGUGCGUCAUUGCCAAUGCUUGUCCAGAACUUGUAGAUGAAGUUUUUGCUCUGGUCCCAUCCUUGAAGAAUAAGAGAAGCAAGCUCAGCGAACCCCUCAAAGAUGUACUAGGUGAGCUAGCUAAGCUUAAGAAGUCAACUAGCUUAGAAAGUCAAAUGAAAAGUGCUGAUGCUGGCAACCCUGGUAAUGUCGGGGGCCUGGGAGUAGUGGAUUGAUAGAUUUUUGCAGCCCUUACAAGACAUCAGAAUUGUCUCCAAUCCUUUGUGUAACAUGUUCUUGUCCUUGACCGCUUGGUAAAUGUACAAACGUUUCUUUUUGGUUUUUUAAUUUUCAAUCAGGGAUGCAAUGGGAGUGGAAACUUUUAUUAUGCAAUUAUUAGACUCCAGUGACCAACUUAA
Juglans regia (Persian walnut) is the source of this 1008-nucleotide messenger RNA. Its product is annotated as DNA-directed RNA polymerases IV and V subunit 4-like. The transcript is spliced from 11 exons. Bases 94 to 825 code for a protein of 243 amino acids. Gene Ontology annotation, molecular function: nucleotide binding. Gene Ontology annotation, cellular component: RNA polymerase complex. The record is from RefSeq and is a predicted model, not a curated record. Gene Ontology annotation, biological process: DNA-templated transcription initiation. NCBI's taxonomy places the organism in Eukaryota, Viridiplantae, Streptophyta, Magnoliopsida, Fagales, Juglandaceae.